AUGACCUUUACAAUGUUACAGAAUAUUCGCACUAUUCCUAUUUUUUCUAGUGUUUUGACCAUGAAGUCACUGGGAUUACAGGCUGGAGGCAAAGCUGGAAAGGAUAGUGGGAAUACCAAGGCCAAGGCAGUGUCUCAUUCACAAGGAGUUGGACUACAGUUUCCUGUGGACUGCAUCCACAGACACUUGAAAACUCACACCACAAGCCACAGACGGGUGGGUGCCACUACUGCUGUGUAUAGUGCUGCAAUUCUGGAGUACCUCACUGCUGAGCUUGCAAUUCAUGGUGAUGAAGAGUUGGAUUCUCUUAUCAAGGCUACCAUAGCUGGGGGUGGUGUGAUCCCUCAUAUCCACAAAUCUCUGAUUGGGAAGAAGGGACAGCAGAAAACUGCUUUGAUGUUUGUUUUAACUAACAUUCUUCCUCCCUGUCAUUGUACUCUAACUGAGACAGAAGAUAACAAUGGCGAUAUGUGA
This is a messenger RNA of Sciurus carolinensis (gray squirrel), 474 nucleotides long. Its product is annotated as histone H2A.V-like. The transcript has 3 exons. The record is from RefSeq and is a predicted model, not a curated record. Bases 1 to 474 code for a protein of 157 amino acids. Lineage: Eukaryota; Metazoa; Chordata; Mammalia; Rodentia; Sciuridae. Gene Ontology annotation, cellular component: nucleosome. Gene Ontology annotation, molecular function: structural constituent of chromatin; DNA binding; protein heterodimerization activity.